Messenger RNA from Trichechus manatus latirostris (Florida manatee), 1855 nucleotides. RefSeq names its product histone H2B type 1. Gene Ontology annotation, cellular component: nucleosome. NCBI's taxonomy places the organism in Eukaryota, Metazoa, Chordata, Mammalia, Sirenia, Trichechidae. Gene Ontology annotation, molecular function: protein heterodimerization activity; structural constituent of chromatin; DNA binding. The transcript has a single exon. Bases 68 to 448 code for a protein of 126 amino acids. The record is from RefSeq and is a predicted model, not a curated record.
GAGACUAUAAAUGAAAACCUUCAGUUAAGCUCUUUUAUUUUCUUGUAGUUUGUAGCUUUUUUCCAUCAUGCCCGAGCCGGCGAAAUCUGCCCCAGCUCCUAAGAAGGGCUCUAAAAAGGCGGUGACCAAAGCGCAGAAAAAGGAUGGCAAGAAGCGCAAACGCAGCCGGAAGGAGAGCUAUUCUGUCUAUGUAUACAAGGUGCUGAAACAGGUCCACCCCGACACCGGCAUUUCGUCCAAGGCUAUGGGCAUCAUGAACUCGUUCGUCAACGAUAUUUUUGAGCGCAUUGCAGGUGAGGCAUCUCGCCUGGCCCAUUACAACAAGCGCUCGACGAUCACGUCCAGGGAAAUCCAGACAGCCGUGCGCCUGCUGCUUCCCGGGGAGCUGGCCAAGCACGCAGUGUCCGAGGGCACCAAGGCUGUCACCAAGUAUACCAGCUCCAAGUGAGAGGUGUGCUACUUUGUCAUCAAUACCAAAGGCUCUUUUCAGAGCCACUUACGUCAUCUAAUAAAGAGUUGUAACAGUUUUUUUCAGUAUUUGUUUCUUCGGGUGUAGUUCGUGUUCAUGUAAGUUAUUUGUAAGUUUCUAAGCGGCUACUUGAACUCACAAGUGUUUUGCAUUUCUAAGACCGCUUUUUUGGUGCAAUUUUACCUUUUAAGGAAUAGAGUCCCUGAAUUUAGUAUUCACGGCCUUCAUAGUUGAGUCAACAACUUUUCCCUUAAAAUGAUUUGUAAAUAUCCUUAAGCUUUAAAGUAUUCCCGACCCUCAGCCACUUGUGUUGUGAUUGUGAGUUCACCACUCAUGGACUCUUCAGGCAGGCAUUAUCAUAACUCCAACCAAACUCAGAAUAUUUGUCCAAUGUCUUCCACAAACAAGUUUCUCAAGCUUUUCUUCAUUACAUGUAAUUUUUUGGUGAGGUAUGAGAGUUGAGUGUGUUGGUGAUGUUAGUGGGGAGAUGACAUUUCUUGCCUGCCUCCAAAUCUUGCAGUUAUGUUUUCUAAUUUUUUUGUAAUGGCUUUAAAAACAAAAUUCCCCACAUGUAUAAACACUAUUUAAUUGUACAGGAAUAUCAGAUAUUACUGAUAGUGACCAAGGCACACAUUUCACUUCUCAGAAUACACAGUGCUAGGCUCUUGGAAAAGGCAUUCAAUGGAAAUUCUGAACCCCUGAUUGGUCUCAGGUAGGAUAGUUUAAUUGAGGAACAUAAAAUAGUCUCUUCAAACAACUCUUAUUUAAAUUAGUAAAUGGCAAAUGGACCCAUAAAUGGGUCUCCCUCUUGUACUGGGCCUUAAUGUCUUCUAAUUCAAGGCCUUUGACUGACUCACACCUCCUCAUACCAAUGUUAAGAAAAAACCUUCCCAUCACACCUUCCUAUAUUUAAAGGAGGAUAUUUUUUGCCUGUAUAUGUAUAAAGAUUCAUUAUAUUGAUGAGGCCGUUUAAUAAUGUCUCCCCAUAUUUUUAUGGAUUUUUGUUCCUGCCCCUACCCCAUAAGGGCUGGAGGCCAAACAGAGGCGCAUACUCUCCUGGGACCCUUAACCAUAGAUUUCUCUACAGACUCAACACUUGCCCAUUUUUAUGGGACCUAUUUGAGCCUGAACUUCCACCACCCAAAAAAUCUUGCCCAGUAUUUGGGUUAUAAGGGCCGGAUAAUUAAUCUGUGUUCUACUACUGAUCGCUUGUAGGAAACUGAAAUUAUUGCUCUAGGGCCAUUCCCACAUACAGUGUGAACCAUUAAAAAGGGAGAUAGAAAACUCUAUUUAGUAAAUAAAAAACUCAUUCAGAGGCAAUAAUGAAGUCAACACCAUCUCCCACAAAGAUGAAACCAGACUCCCUCUCCUCCAUGGUAAUAGUAC